AUGCCCGAACUGUACUCCUUCCCCCGGCACUUCCAUCCGCGACGAGCAUAUGCACGGCGCAAAUCAGUGCGUCUUCAUGAGGAAUCCACAUACGGAACCUGGUUUCCUGGUCGGAGUGAGGCAUUAUCCUGGCCCGAGGAUCGUAACCACACCACUAGUCGUGUUCCUCGAAAUCUUGAACACACCCACUCAGCCGGCUCCCAGACUACGAUUGGUGCUAGUAAAAGCCACGAGUGA
This is a messenger RNA of Pyrenophora tritici-repentis Pt-1C-BFP, 237 nucleotides long. The record is from RefSeq and is a predicted model, not a curated record. NCBI's taxonomy places the organism in Eukaryota, Fungi, Ascomycota, Dothideomycetes, Pleosporales, Pleosporaceae.